CAUCACUCAGCUUUAUACCAAUGUACAGGUGGGGAGACGCUUUGUUAUUUUUUCCAUUAAGGAUUCUAGCAUUUUUCCUUUUUCCUGUUCACUCACUCACUCACUCCCUUUCUUCCUCAUAGAAACACACACUCAGAAGUGUACACGCGAUGAUCCUCUCUUUUCGUACGUACCUGACUGCUCUACUCUACACAGAGACCACCCACGCCACAGCCCAGCGCACAGAGAGACAGAACGAGAGAGAGAGAGAGAGAGAUAGAGGGGGGAACGUUACACCCUCCCAGCAGCUGUCUCUGAUCCAGCAGCUGUGCACCGCUUUUCUUUUUCUUCUCCUGUUCUCUCCAUCCAUCUCUCUCCAUCACUCCUUUUGACUCGCUCCUCAAGCCAAUUAGAUCACGAACAUGCUGUGUGCUUGUUGCUAGGGGGGGAAGAGAACCAAGAAGAGUGGACCAGCCGAUACUUUGUUGCUAAGCCUCCAGUGACAGAAGAAGAAAGAGUGCAAGAGAACAAAGGAUAAAGAGAAGAAGAGAAGACAUCGGUCCGGCUACAGUAUGAACCAGUCCAACCAGGGCCCGAGUGGCGUGGGGACAGCAGACCCUGACGAGGACUCUCCCAACAUGAUCGUCUACAGAAAGAUUGAGGAGAUAGUGACCCGUAUCCAGGAUGAGACCGAGGGCGUUCCCAUCAGAACUGUCAAGAGCUUCCUGACCAAGAUACCCAGCGUCGUCACAGGUGCAGACAUAGUGCAAUGGCUGAUGAAGAACCUAGCCAUUGAUGAUCCUGCUGAGGCGAUGCAUAUCGGGAGUCUGAUUGCUGCUCAGGGAUAUUUCUUCCCCAUCUCUGAUCACGUCCUGUCACUCAAAGAUGAUGGAUCCUUCUAUCGCUUCCAGGCUCCAUAUUUCUGGCCUUCUAACUGUUGGGAGCCAGAGAACACAGACUAUGCUAUCUAUCUGUGCAAGAGGACCAUGCAGAACAAGACUCGUUUGGAGCUGGCUGAUUACGAGGCGGAGAACCUAGCCAGACUACAGAGAGCCUUCACUAGGAAGUGGGAGUUUAUCUUCAUGCAGGCCGAGGCUCAGGUCAAGAUCGACAGGAAAAAGGAUAGAAUUGAGAGGAAGAUUCUAGAUAGUCAAGAAAGAGCUUUCUGGGAUGUCCAUAGACCUGUGCCAGGUUGUGUGAACACCACAGAGAUGGACAUCAGGAAAUGCAGACGCAUGAGGAACCCACAGAGAGUCAAGAAGUCAGUGUAUGGUCUGAUAGACGAGGGCCAGUCUCAGAGCCCUGUACACACACCAUCACAAAUAGCCAGAAAAGGCACCAAAGCAGACGUGGAGAAGGAGAUUGUGUUUCUUAACAGCCAGUUGGACCGACACUGUAUCAAGGUUUCUAAAGUCGCUGAGAGUCUGAUGAGUUACACAGAGCAGUACCAGGAGUAUGACCCGUUUGUGAUGUCACCAGAACCUUCCAACCCCUGGACCAGUGACGACCUCUCAUUCUGGGACCUGGAAGCCAGUAACGACCCCAGUCAACAGAGGGUGAGGAAGUGGGGUUUCUCUCUAGAUGAAGCUUUGAAGGAUCCGGCAGGACGAGACCAGUUCCUCAAGUUCCUGGAAUCAGAGUUCAGCUCAGAGAACCUACAGUUCUGGUUGGCGGUGCAGGAUCUGAAGAGGCAGCCCCUGGAGAACGUGGCAGAGCGGGCUCAGGAGAUCUGGACAGAGUUUCUGGCAGAAGGCGCUUCCAGCUCCAUCAACCUGGACUCACACAGCUACGAACGCACCAGCGCCAACCUUAAAGACCCGGGACGAUACAGCUACGAAGACGCACAGGACCACAUCUAUAAGCUGAUGAAGAGUGACAGCUACACACGUUACCUGCGCUCCAACGCUUACCAGGAGCUGCUGAUGGCCUGGAAGAAGCCUGAGACGGAACAGCAGCAGGGAAGACGCACCUCUCUGGAGAAGUUUACACGCAGCGUGGGCAAGUCACUGACGGGCAAACGGCUAACGCUGAUGCAGUCGUCCUGACCAGGCCUGGGGCUGGAGUAAGACAGCCAUGCCCAGAGGAGCUGCUCUGCUGUGGGGAGAGGGCUGGAUGUUGAUGCUGAGAGGCCUAAACUGGGCCUGGACACAACGUCACCUACAUAACUGACUCCAGAUCAGUUCCCUGAGCUCCAGUGGAGGACAGACAGCAUGCAAUAGGUCACCUAGAUCUGAUACGGGGACAGUCCUGUCUUUGUCUGUUUCUCAAAUGUCACUCUAUUCCCUAUAUAGUGUACUACUUUUGACCAGAGCCCUAUUUUGACUAGUUUGUCCGUAGGGCUCUGGUCAAAAGUAGUGCACUAUAAAGGGAAUAGGUUGCCAUUUGGGAGGUACAUAUUGUGUAGUUUAUCGACAUAUAACUCUGCCUGCUACUCUCUGUCUCACUUAGGUUCCUUUAAUCGAUUCUAGAACCAAAUGGAAUGUCAUAUAACUCUAUCCCCUACUCUCUGUCUCACUUAGGUUCCUUUAAUCGAUUCUAGAACCAAAUGGAAUGUCAUUUAACUCUAUCCCCUACUCUCUGUCUCACUUAGGUUCCUUUAAUCGAUUCUAGAACCAAAUGGAAUGUCAGACUUGUUCUGCUCUAGCUCAGCUUAUAUUAAUACAGUAUAAUAGCUUAUUGUAACGAUUACACUACUAUUUUGUUCAAUUACAGAAACAUUAAAAUGCUUAAAACUUGGAA
Salvelinus fontinalis (brook trout) is the source of this 2718-nucleotide messenger RNA. RefSeq names its product regulator of G protein signaling 6 (gene rgs6). Bases 552 to 2024 code for a protein of 490 amino acids. NCBI's taxonomy places the organism in Eukaryota, Metazoa, Chordata, Actinopteri, Salmoniformes, Salmonidae. The transcript is spliced from 18 exons. Gene Ontology annotation, biological process: intracellular signal transduction; G protein-coupled receptor signaling pathway; regulation of G protein-coupled receptor signaling pathway. The record is from RefSeq and is a predicted model, not a curated record.